AGGAUAUUUGAUUUCUGUUGAUAAAUAUUUUUUUCAUUACAAAUUUUAAUGUUGAUUAAUCUAAAUGGGUUCCUAAUUGUUGCUCUUGUGUAAAAUUAAUAUGAAAUGUUAUUGAUUAUUGUUAUCUGCUGUCAUUUCAUAUUUUUAAAAAAUAAUAAUAAUAAUAAGUGCAUGAAUAAUUUGUUCCACUGUAUAUAUAAAUAAAACAUAUGUUUAAUAUUUAUUAGUUCUUUCUAGAUGCAAGUUUAAGUUUCAAGUCAAGAUAAAAUUUAUAGAAUGUUACUCAAAUUAUCAUUCAGUAAAAAUAAUUUAGCUGCAGGAAAUAUUCUUAAAGAAAGCUUGCUAAGGAUGCCAGCAUUGAUGUUAAAUCCAUAUAUGCAUUACGGACGUUCACAAGUCAAUUGUGGAGGAAAGAAAGAUAAGCAUCCUUGGUGUCCUAAGAAGAAAGUGACUUGUAGGCAAAAACCAGCACCAUGUAGUCCUAAACCAUGUAAACCACCACAAUUUGCCUGUCCACCUAAUGAUCCUCCUGAUCAUUGUCCUUAUAUACCGCCAAAGUGUAUAAAACCGUGUUGUAAUAGUGGAAAACCAUGCAUUCCACCUAAAAAUCGAUUUAUUCCUCCUAAAUCCAGUGAAAAAAAAAUAUAAUUAAAUAUAACCAUACAGGAUGGAUAUAAUUAAGAAAGGUCUUAAAACCAAUCAUCUUUCAUCCAUGAAAAAAUUCUUUUUUACUGAAUGAUUAAAAAAAACAAUAAUAAAAGGCUAUUUACAAAUU
Molecule: messenger RNA, 775 nt
Organism: Nezara viridula (southern green stink bug)
Lineage: Eukaryota; Metazoa; Arthropoda; Insecta; Hemiptera; Pentatomidae
Source: the annotation of a GenBank genome assembly